UCGAAAUUUUUACGCGAAGCCCGUAGCACUUUUCGUUGUACAACUUCGGGCGAUUUUGCCUGAUUUUCGUGAGAAAAACUGUCUUUUUAAAGGCUCCUAACCUCUUAUUUAAUUAGCUUGGAUGUAUUCACGUUAACUAGUUAAAGUUAAACUGUUUUUUGGGGAUAAUCUAACAGAUGUCAGUACAAAAAUAGCAAAAAAGAUCCAGAUGCCAAUAAAAUCAUAAUCCAGAAGAUUGAACAAGCAAACAGCAGAUCGUAAAUUACUGAGACACGGCACAAGUUCAGGAAAUGUUUGUUUAUACAGGGUGUUUUGGGUAAAGUUUCUGGAUGUAUGGUUUGAUUCAAUAAUGCCAUUGUUUGUCUGUUUAAAGGAAGUUUAUUGGGUAGCAGUACUAAACAGCUCGGGUUUCUGCAAUAUACCUAAAAAGAGGACUCAAAACUAGUUUGAGCAGAAAUUACAACGAAAUUAUGUUAAGAACAAGGAGACGGGAUAAUAACGUCAAACCAAACAGAAGGGAUUCCAGUUUUAAGUCUAGGUUAGACAGAAAGUCUUCCAGAGGCAUGCUGUACGAGAAUGAGGAGCUAAGGUUGAAGACAAUAAAUAUUAAUGCGGAAAUUGAAAGAGGUCAAUCAGAUAUAAAAAAAUUGAAAAGGGAAAAUGAGAUGCUGAAAAAGGAGAUUUGGUGUUUAAGGGAUGAGUAUGAAAAAUUAGACAAGCUGCUAAAAGACAAGAAAUUAGAUUUUUCAUCUUCGUCUACCACUUAUUCUAGCUCUUCUAGUGAUUCGGAGAGUUGUUCAAGUUGCACCGAAGAAUCAGAGGAAGUAGAAACAUCUCAGAACCUAAAAAAUGUCCAAAAAACCAACCUUAAAAACAUCCGUAAUCAAUUCGACCACUUAUCGAUCGUAACUGAGGAAACUUCUUGUGAAAACUCUGACAGGAAUUCUUCAGUUAAUACAAGACUGUCUCAUGGCACCGAUCAAAACGACAUGCUGUGGAACUACAAUGACAAAGACGCCAUCAAACCAGAUCAAAGUUAUCCUGUUUAUGACACGGUGCUUCCGAAUAAAUCGCAAACCUUACCCAACCAAAUGCCAAUGAACUAUUUUGCACCUAUUCAACAUUCUAAGAGUUUUGACGACAAUCAUUUCCACCAGUUUCAGCAAGCCCCAUUAUACCCAGAAGACUUCUACACGCCACCACUGUCAAACAACAACCCCAACGAGUCCCAGACGCCCCCGAUAGCAAUUUCCCCCAGUGCAUCGCCGCUAUAUGAAAACCAGCAGGUGGUUUUCGCGGAACAUGGCAACGAUACGGAACAAAAUUUCCUGAGACUUUUAAUCUAUUUCAGUAAGAAAAUCGUCGAAACCAAUGCGAAUAAUUUUUACCAAAACAUGAUUUUAGUACCAAAAAACACCAAUCCACAACCAACCGUUCAAAGCAUGGAGAAGAAAGCUACUGAUUUAAUAGUGAAAAUUGAUAACCAAAACUUUAAUAAAAACUUGACUUAUAGCAAUACCACACCCAGUACCACAUUUUCUAACGGUGGUAAUCUUGAAGAAUUGUUAUACGACAUUGAAUCUAUAUCGCAGGAUAUAUUGAAGCUAACAAAUUUACAGAGAGGAUUCCCUGGGAAUUUAUCCACAAUCCAAGAGCCACCAGAACACGUUCCUAAUCAAGAUUUUUUUAAUGCUGAACAAAUGGGUCAAUUUUCACCACAUGCACAUGAACAAAUGACGAAUCAGAGCGGUAGUCAAGAAAGGCUUCAUAAAAGUGAACUGAAUGUGGUGUUGAUGCCAAAAGCUAUGCCCUUGAUAGGAUUUGAUAAGUAUAAGAACAUUCAAAGAAGCUUCGAAAGUCUUAACUCGAAACAUCUGGAGGCUAUGUCAGCCUCCCAACAAAACUUAUGUCUUAUUCCUCCACCGCCCACUGAAGAGGCUCCUAGCAGAUCAUCUUCACGACCAAAUCUCCAUGUCUCUCUUAAGCCUCCUCAACCUUCACAACCACCGUUUAUCGAAAACAAUCCGAAUAACAACUCAAAAGUAGACACCAGCCUGCCUUCUUCUGGAAAAGACGGCAAUCAAGAACACAAUCCAUUUUUCUUUGGAAACUUGAAUGAUAAUUACGUAAAUGCUGAUUAUUUCAGUCGUAGGUAUAACCCAGAAAAUUUUAUCGAAAAAGGAGAAAAUACUCUAGAGAAAAAAGAGGAGAAAAAUGCAACUACAAGUAACGAGCCACCAGUUGAAAAUGAUGAGACUACAACCCUCAAAGCAAGUAAAGGCAUUAAUGACUCCAAACAGGACAAACUAGACAAGAAAGAAGAAAAAAGCAAGUCACCUAAGAUGAGCAUAACCAAAAAAGUAUCCAUCCACUUCAAGGGUAAAAAAGAAAGAGAGAAAUUAAAAAAACUUACCAUAGUCAGUAAUACCGACUCUAAAAGCAGCAGCGCAAAAAGUGUUCAAGAUGGUAAAAAGUCAUCUCUGUUUGAUUUUAAACUUACCCCAGAAGUUCCUAAAGAUAAACCUGACCAAAAAGAGCUGUCAUCGCCAAAGCUAAAAGACAAGGCGCUUAAGCAUAUACACCAAAAGACUCCCAGUAUAGAAUCAAAAAAGUCCACCACCGAAACCUCCAAUUUCGAACCAAAAACACCGAACUCUUCAGAAAGUGAUAGGAAAAACCUUGAUAAAAAAGACGCGAAAAAGGAAGAUAGAAAGAGUAGGAAGAGCGUUUCAGUAAGCCCUGACCGAAUUAAACACGUUCAGUUAUUACAUGAUGGUGUAGGAAUCAGGAAACAUAAGAAACACCGUCGAGACCGCUCCGGUGGAAUUCGGGGCAGAAGAGGAUCAGUACUAGAUCCGCGAUUGCGCGAACGAUCGUUCUCCAUUUGUACUGAUAGAUCAAUGGUAGGACCAGGAUUAGCUUAUGGCAGCUUUCUCUACGAAGACUACAGUGACAGAGAAAGAACUAACAGUGCCUCCUCGUGCGAUUCAAAUGAAAACCCGAGGAAAAUGUCGGGGAUCUCAAAUGUACCUUUUAAUGGAAAAGUGCCUUGGUGUGGGUGUUGGGGGAAUGGAUGUUUGUGACGACUAUUGUUAAGUAGAGUCGUUUUUGUUUAAAUAAAGGAUUAAUAACAGAGAGAGAAUAAAAACAGAUUUGUUAAUUAAAAUUAGAUUAAGUUUAAAAAUAUGGAUAAGAAAUGGUCCAAUCGCUGAACUAGAAUAUAUGCUCAUUUGUAAAUUGCUCUCAGUAAAUCGGAGAUAUUGAAAAGUGCAAAAUUCAAACAAUCAUCUGUUGAAUUUAAUGUAAAUUUUACGAAAUUCAGAUAUUGUAAUUAUUUUAAUUUUUUUUCUUGAACACUACAAUCACUAGAGAAAUAUUUUACAAAAAUAUAGGUAAUUAAUGUUUUCAAGGUACAUGUCUGAUUGCACGACUUUUGUUGGAGAACUUUGAAGCAAUACAAGUGGGUUUAUUAAAAGUGCAUUAAUUCUUAAACAUCAUAGGUGCAAAAAUAGUGUCAUGCAUUCCAUAUUUAAUAUUUUUUUUGUUUAAUAGAGUAAUGUUGAUUUUUUUAGGAUAUAGUACUUUUGUAAAAAAACAGAUUAAUAUAUUAAGUUGAAUUGUAGUUUUUAUCGUAUAUUACAUUAAUUAUAUUAAGGAAAUUUUCAGAAAAUAUAAUUAAUAUUUAAAAAACUAAAAA
This is a messenger RNA of Anthonomus grandis grandis, 3697 nucleotides long. RefSeq names its product homeobox protein 4. The record is from RefSeq and is a predicted model, not a curated record. The transcript has 15 exons. The coding region runs from base 471 to 3083 and encodes 870 amino acids. Lineage: Eukaryota; Metazoa; Arthropoda; Insecta; Coleoptera; Curculionidae.